This is a messenger RNA of Polychytrium aggregatum, 836 nucleotides long. RefSeq lists its product as uncharacterized. Gene Ontology annotation, biological process: actin filament polymerization; Arp2/3 complex-mediated actin nucleation. Gene Ontology annotation, cellular component: actin cytoskeleton; Arp2/3 protein complex. Gene Ontology annotation, molecular function: actin filament binding. The transcript is spliced from 6 exons. The coding region runs from base 65 to 574 and encodes 169 amino acids. Lineage: Eukaryota; Fungi; Chytridiomycota; Chytridiomycetes; Polychytriales. The record is from RefSeq and is a predicted model, not a curated record.
CCUGCAUCUGGCGACUUGACUCUGGGCCGAUCGCCGCCUCGCCGUCCUUGAACCUUCCGUCGCGAUGUCAAAUACCUUGCGUCCCUAUCUCGCUGCCGUCCGAGCCACCCUCUCUGCGGCUCUCUGCUUGGAGAACUUUUCUUCCCAGGUCGUGGAGCGACACAACAAGCCCGAAGUGGAGGCCGGACUCUCGCCCGAGGUGCUGUUGACCCCAGUUGUGAUCAGCCGAAACGAGAACGAGAAGGUCCUGAUCGAGGGCUCGAUCAACUCGGUCCGAAUCUCCAUCAAAAUCAAGCAAGCUGAUGAAAUCGAGAGAAUUUUGUGCCACAAGUUCACCCGGUUCUUGAUGAUGCGUGCCGAGAGCUUUGUGAUCCUGCGCCGCAAGCCUGUCCAGGGCUACGAUAUCAGCUUCUUGAUCACCAACUUCCAUACCGAGCAAAUGUUCAAGCACAAGCUUGUGGACUUUAUUGUGGAGUUUAUGGAGGAGGUCGACAAGGAAAUCAGCUCCAUGAAGCUGAACUUGAACGGACGAGCUCGCGUCGUGGCCGAAUCAUACCUCCAACAAUUUGCCUAGUCCGACAAAGACCAAAUAAAUUGUCACUCUCCUCAUCUCGCCGCCCUGUCUCCAGCUGGUAUCGGGUGUAUCUGCGUUCGCCCGUGCUCUGCUCCACCUUUCCCUGAGCACAAGGUGUUGAAUAAACAAUGUGACCCAUCGUCUCGUUCGGACAAAACCACGGCGCAGUCGGAUCAUAUCACACACCACCCGGUCAAGCGGGUCAAUUCAGGGUCAAGUCAUUCCCCUGUGAUGGAGAUGCAUGGAGCGAGUGGGCACGACA